Messenger RNA from Scleropages formosus (Asian bonytongue), 5037 nucleotides. RefSeq names its product polycomb group ring finger 5b (gene pcgf5b). Lineage: Eukaryota; Metazoa; Chordata; Actinopteri; Osteoglossiformes; Osteoglossidae. The transcript is spliced from 8 exons. Bases 95 to 802 code for a protein of 235 amino acids. The record is from RefSeq and is a predicted model, not a curated record.
CCCCCUAACCCCAACCCCUUACCCCCAUCACCUGCCUCUGCAUCCCUGCCACUUUUUGCCUCCUCUCCCACCUCUUCUGCCCCAGGGGCUAAAGAUGUCUGUGCAGAGAAAGCACCUUGUAAAAGAGUUCAACCACUUCAUCACCUGCUACGUGUGCAAAGGGUACCUGAUCAAGCCGACCACGGUGACAGAAUGCCUGCAUACCUUUUGUAAAAGCUGCAUUGUCCAGCAUUUUGAGGACAGCAAUGACUGUCCUAAAUGUGGCAUCCAAGUUCAUGAAACAAAUCCUCUAGAAAUGUUAAGGCUGGACAACACCUUGGAGGAAAUCAUAUUUAAACUUGUGCCUGGACUUCGAGAAAGGGAACAACAACAGGAGAUUGAGUUCUGGAAGAAGAACAGGUCAAAAGAAAACGGUGAAGACGAUGGCCCCAAGUCCAAGAAGCCGAGAGUUGACGAGGAAAACGAGCAGGAUGCAGACCAGGACUACCACAGGAGCGACCCCCAGAUAGCGAUCUGCCUGGACUGCCUGCGCAACAAUGGGCAGAUGGGGGAGAAUAUUGUGAAGGGCUUAAUGAAGAAAUUCAUACGGUGCUCGACUCGGGUGACCGUCGGUACAAUUAAGAAAUUUCUUAGCUUGAAGUUAAAGCUUCCAAGUUCUUAUGAGCUGGAUGUUCUAUGCAAUGGGGAAAUCAUGGGUAAGGACCACACCAUGGAGUUUAUCUACAUGACAAGGUGGAGGCUUCGGGGCGAAAAUGCCUACCCGAUGGUACUAGAGUAUCGACCCCGUAUCGACUUUGGUUAGACGGCGAGGGAUCUUGCGUGACGAUGUGUAAUGAUGCCUGCACUAACUUCAACCCAUCGACAGAUCGUGCAAUGAAUGGAUAUGCCUGGCAUGCAGACAUUCUUGUUUCUCCUUUUCAAUUCCCCCCAGCAUGUGGUCACAUGUCUGCCUCUGCCUUACCUUUCAUUUCUCCCUUUCCACUACAAAGUGCAUACUUGGUGAUACGUUUGGUUGUAGGUACAGAGCUCUUGUAUGGCUACAGCAAACAGUUUCUCCCAAGAGGCUUUUAGUUCACAGAUGGCAAACAGACCCGCGUUGGGUAAUGCUGGGUUCUACACAGCAAUAUCCUUCAAGAUCCUUUAAACAAAGUUACAGUGCAUUCAUAAAGUAUUCUUUCACUUCACACAGCACAUUUAUUGUGGGGGGGGGGGGGGGGGAAUUUCAGCAAUAUAUUUUCUUCCCAAAAUGAAAAGGCAUUCCUCCUUUAUAAAAGUAAUUACUCCUUUCUCACAUCCUCAGUAAACUCUCUAUACAUAUAGGCCUUUUGAGCAAUUAAAGCUGAGUUCCAUUGUCUUUGUCUAUGAGCGUUGCACAUUUAGAUUUUUCUUUUUUCUGGAUUUUUUUUUUCCCCUUUUUUUUGCCCAUUCUUCCAUUCAAAUUUGCUCCAGUGCUGCCGGCUGAGACGAAUAGAAUUGGUGGAGUUUUGUGGUCAUUGAGCAGGUUUUCAAGCCUUUGUAAUUUUGGAGUAAUAACUUUUUGUUUUAAACAAUUUCUUUGUGGGUUUUUUUUUUUUUUUUUCGUUUAAGUCUUUUGGGUCAUUGUCCUGGACCUUGUAUUUGUGGCUAAACAGAUUUUCCAGAGAGGGAAACGGGUUCUUCAGUAGUAUUGGCCUGUAUUUGGCUCCGUCCAUCUUGGCUUUGACACCAACAGGCUUCCCAGACAAUCAUGCUGAAUAAUAACUCAGUAGCUUGAUGCUGACACCAUCAUGCUUCAUGCUUGGGAUGUUGUUCCCUUGGUGAUGGACUGUUUGGUUUGUGCCAAAUGUAGUGCUUAGCUUUCAGGUGAAAUAGCUCAACUUUUACAUCCCAUCAGAUUCAAACCAAUUAUUCCAGGAGCUCUCCAGGUCUGUCAGAUGACGUCCCUUCACUGACAAUUACCCUUCUCAUCCACUUACUCAGUUCAGUAAGACAAGUUGAUCUCAUUUUGUGUUCUAUUUUUCCCAUUUUGGUGCACUGGGUUUACCUACUCCUAGGAACACUUGAAGCUCUGCCAAGGUUAUUGUUAUUCUCUAACAUUUCCUUUUAGCAGUCUUAGUUCUACUGGGCAGCUCCUUGUCUUCAUGACAGUGUCACUGAUCUGAAUUGCCUUUUCAUUUGAGACCUCAGUCACUUCUUAUUUUCCACUUAUGCAGCCUGACGUAAGUGAUUCUUAUCAUGUGAUUUCUCAAGAAAAUUGAGUACACAUGACUUAGUUCAGAUGGUUAAUCCAAAGCCGAUAACAUAUUGCUGAAAUCACCUUCCGGUUAGUCAUUUGCUGACUGGAAAAAUUGUCCAGUUUACAUAUUUUAAUUUGAACUUGCAACAUAGAAAUUAAUGAAUUUGAAUAAUUGAGGGUUGAAUACUCUGAAUGCACUGUAUGUAAUCUUCCUUAAGAGUGAUUCCUUUACUUUCCCAAAAAAGUUUGUCAUACAAAGGUGGAAAUUAUGGUAAGAGGUAAUUUUAAGUUGUGAUUGUUUACAGAAAAAUUCUUGUGAGCUCUAUGAAGGCAGUUCAUUUUGGAAGUCAUAAUAAGAGGUGCAGGAAUACAAUAUACUUUCCUUGAAAGUAUUGACAUUGAGCUGAUGUAUUUGUUAAUGAUAUGGUUCUCCUACUCAAGUGUCCUCGUAGUACAUGAUGGAAAAGGGGAGGAUCGCGCAAACCAAUUCUUUCUUGUAGAUGUCACGGCUACAAAGGAACAGUUCUGCAUGUGUUAACACAAAAACCGGGACACCAUUCCCUCUGACCAGGUGCGUUACUGGUGGAUUGCGGCACUGAAACUGUCCAUUGACUUUUUCAGUGCUACAGUUUGUCGUCCUUCCUUAUGAGCAGCUCUCUGAGGUGACGGCUUACAGCAGUGUAAGCAGGAAGCCUUUCCCGGCAUUCUCUUGGAUUGGGGAGGCAGGUGCAGCUGGCUCUUAGGAGGCCUUCAGCCCUCCGUUCCUUCAUCGAUCUUUCAAGCCAGAUGUUGUAAAUGAGCAGAAUACAGUUUCACACCCACACAGCCUUGUUGGAAGAGCAAGAGCAGUUGCCAGCAAGAGGCAGUCAGUCUGCUCACGUCUGCUGUGAUGCCGUCAUCACUUGGCGCCACGUGGUCCGGUAAAGCAGAAGUGAAUUGAGGAACACUGAAAGAAAUGAGUGAGCACUCCAUGGUGUGGAAAAUGUUUGUGUAAACUGUAAAUACAGCUUAGAAAAUGACUGGAGAUCUUGUAAUUGAUUUUCAGAUCUUAUGCAGAUGGCUGGGGGAGUCAUUACUCAACUAAGUUGGUUAACGCUAACCUCUAGUCGUAGACUCUCACUAAGGCUGAGGGCAAGGUAACUCUAUGAUAAUGCGUCUUGAGUUUAAUGUAAGCCUUUUUGUGGGUUUUUUUUUUUUUUUCUUUUUUGUUGGGAGAGCUCAAGGAGGUUUCUUCCCCUCUUGAUUGAUAGUUGAGGGUUGAAGGUUAUCAGGGGCUUUCUAUUGGAAAGCUCCCCAACUCAGUUUGAGCAUCUGUUUUGUACCUUUCACCUGUUUCUUCAGAUUGGUCAUCUGGGCAGUACCGCUAGAUUAGCACCUGCAAAGCGCUACAUGGAAAGUGCACCUGUACUUUCGUCUGGUCACAUGUGUCAGAAAGGUAUUUCUCAAACCUCGUAUCGCUCUCUGGAGGAGCAAGGCGAGCGCUCAAAUAAAAGCUGGGCUGCAAUGUGAUUACGCAGGGAGCCUCUCCUGAAAAUCUCAUGAACUGGUAAUGGCUUUUUUGGCACAUAGUGUUAUUGAUGGAAGAAGGCUGCAUUGAUAGGCUUUAGCUGGACGAACGCGAUUGUGAAGCUGCUGGUCUGUGGACCCUGGCAACCGACCACAUGUGUGCAGAGAAGCGAUCUGCACCAGCCUUAUAUUCAACAGACAGGGUCUGUUUUUAGCUUCAUUGCUGCACUGUUUUCCUUUUAACUUGGGCUGUAGUUUAUACAGGUUACUCACCCCCCCCCCGACCCACUUACUCAAAAGGUCAUUUUAGCACAGUUUAAAAAAAAAAAAAAAAAAAUGAAAAAAGCUGUGUUUUCUAAAAUGUCUCAGGAGGUCUGAAUCGGAAACUAAUUCUCAAGGGCACGUACAGAGGCUAAAUUUAGAGUAUAAGGCACUGAAGUGCCAUAGACCACCUGGUUUUUGGAUAUAUUGUCAUUUUUGGGGGGGGGGCACAGAGUGAGAGUGAGUGACGCAUCAGAACUUCAGAAUUUGAGUUGAUUUGUACAGGGAGAGAUGAAUGCUACGAAAAAGUGACCAGAGGGGGCGAACAGAAGCAAACUAGUGAAGAGUUUAGGGGUAAAGGAGUGAGAUGUGCUUUUCAAUGAUCUCGAUCCAUUCAUACCAGGAGUACCAGUAGCAUAUUCCAGCUUCUGUAUGUCAAACGGGAGGGUUUGGACUAACAUUGUAAGCAAACGUGAGAAAUAGUUCCUGCAAUGUGAAUGUGUGUCUGCAAAAGCAUGAGCCAAAAACUUUCUUUGAAAACACCAUCAAAAGACAGUCCGAGGUGGACCGACUCGGACGUCCGCGUCAAAUGUCCACCGCUCCGCUGAUCCCCAUGGAACCGGUGACGCUUUGUGUAGGAACACCCUCAUCCUAUAUAUGUAUUUCACUAGUGGAGCCUAAGAAACUUGUUCGUCAGCCUCCUAUGAUCUUUCACAAGUGUGCUUUUCUUUGUUUAACGUGUCUUUAAAUAGUGUUUAUAAAACCGAGUAAAACAACUCAACCCUUUCGUGGUUUAAUUGUUAGUUGAGAACAUGUUUAGACCGAAUAACCCUGGAGAUGUCAUUGUGCUGCGAUGAACAAUAUGAUGUAUUUUUGUAAUGAUGAGCACUUGUAGAUAUUUUACCUUGAAAUAAAAUUGUAUGGUGUAUGUUUUCCAAAUAUAAAAUGCUGCUUAAAACAAUCUAUUCUAUUUUUCAAUGUAAAUGUGCCUGAAAUGCAUUCCUAUAGAGAUUAGAACUGUAUAUAUAGAUAUAUAUGCAAGAGUUGUUCUAUAC